UCUUAUCUCCAAACUUGUAUUCCUCCCUCUGCGACCAAUUGCCCUGACCAAAAGCACCGGUAGCUCACACGGUCCAUGCAGGCCUACACUUGUAGCGCUGCCGAUCUGCAGCGGCCAUCAAUCUCCUUGGUUUGUUUCGUUCAUCCGCUUCAGUGCCGCAUUUCCUCCACUUCCCAAUAUAACUCCUCCCUUCAGUGUUCCUCCCAAAGCCUCAGCUACCAGCCAGCCGAGCCAGUGCACCAUCAUCCUCCCGGCCUUCCCCCAGUCCCGCUCGCCACCUCAACAAACGGCUGCGCUGCGCUGCCGUCCACAGGGCGCGCAGCCGCGCACGCACACCAACUCCCCUGUCUCGGCGCGGCGGCAGCCUGCCCGCGCCAGACUCCGGUCUCUGUCCCUGUCCCCCUGCUCAGCUUGCCGCCAGUGGCACCAUGCCGGCGCCCAAAUGGUUCCAGAAGCUCAGGAGGAGGAAGAAGGGCAAGCAGCAAGCCGCGCCAUGCGGAAGCCAAGCCGCCGACGCGGCGGCGCGCGCGGACAGUCGUCCGAGCGGCCAGCGCCCGUCGCCGCUGCCGGCGGCGUGCGCCGUGUCGCCGAACAGGGCGUCCUACUACUUCGCCAGCGCGGACCGCGCGCGCCAGGACAGGGAGCUGCCCUGCGCCGCCGACAUGGCGCUGGACGUCCGCGUCGACGUGGUGCACCGCCGCGCGGGGGGCCGGCGGCUCGGCUGGCUCGACGCGCCGCCGGGGACGCCCGAGCUCAAGCUGCGGCGCAUUGUCACGAGGCCCGCCGUCGCCGACGUGUGGGAGAGAGGCGGCAGCGGCGGCGGCUUCAGCAGCGCCAGCGCGACGACGUCGGCCGCCACGACGCCGUCGACCAGGGCGCGCGGGUUCCACGUGAAGCCGGCCGGCGGCAGGAGGCGGCAUCAUCGGCGGCGGCGCGACCACGACGGCAGCGCGAGCGAGAAGGGGAAGGCAACAGCGGCGGCGGAGGAGGCGUCGCCGCUGCGGCGGCACGGGGCCGCGAGGCGGCGGCGGUGGCUGUACGAGAGCCUGGUGGUGGUGAAAGCGUCGUCCGACCCGGAGCGGGAGAUGGCGGAGAGCAUGGCGGAGAUGGUGGUGGCCAACGGCAUCCGGUCGCCGGAGGACCUGGAGGAGCUCCUGGCGUGCUACCUCGCGCUCAACGCCGCCGAGCAUCACCGCGCCGUCGUCGCCGCGUUCCGCCACGUGUGGUCCCUCCUCGCCAGGCACAGGCUGCUCGUCUAGUCGUCUAGCAGCAGCACACACCGUAUUGCCCGUGUGAGCUGUGACGAUCGAGCGCGUUUGGCAUGACAGCGUGCCCGGAUCUCGCCGUGUUCAUACUCCAUGCCGACCGUACAGCCCCAUCGUCGACCGACUACCCGUCCUGAGGACAAAUUCUGUUGCUCUCCAGUCUUCACUAACUGUUCUUGCAUAUUCGCGCUGAAAACCGCGUCGCGCUCUAGAUCUUGCACUGUA
Messenger RNA from Panicum virgatum (switchgrass), 1490 nucleotides. RefSeq lists its product as uncharacterized. Gene Ontology annotation, biological process: negative regulation of DNA-templated transcription. Bases 429 to 1259 code for a protein of 276 amino acids. The record is from RefSeq and is a predicted model, not a curated record. Lineage: Eukaryota; Viridiplantae; Streptophyta; Magnoliopsida; Poales; Poaceae. The transcript has a single exon.